GCGGCCAAGAUGGCGGCGGACACGGCGGCGUCGGGCUUCGAGCACAUGGGGCUGGACCCGCGGCUGCUGAGGGCGGUGGCAGAGCUGGGCUGGGCAACUCCCACGGCCAUCCAGGCCCAGGCCAUCCCCCUGGCAUUGGAGGGCAGGGACCUGCUGGCACGGGCCAGGACGGGCUCCGGGAAAACAGGAGCCUACGGGCUACCCCUGCUGCACAAACUGCUCAGCAUCAAAGAGAGGGCGGGAAAGGGGCCUGGGUGCCACGUCAUUGCCCAGUUCAACCGUGGCCUCUACGACUUCAUCGUGGCCACCGACGAGGAGGGGCCUGUGGAGACCCCCCAGCGCCAAGCACGGAAAGGGGGGACCCCGGGGAAGGGGAAGGGGAAGGCCAAGGACAAGGGGAAGGCCAAGGCCCAGGACCCCGAGUAUGGGGUCGCGCGGGGCAUCGACUUCCAGAACGUCUCGGCCGUCAUCAACUUUGACGUCCCCCCCACAGUCGAGUCCUACAUCCACCGUGUGGGCAGGACAGCCCGUGGUGACAACCCUGGCACAGCACUGACCCUGGCGCUGCCCGAGGAGCACGAGGGGCUCACCCGCAUCGAGGACGCGCUGGCAGGAGAGAACGGGCAGUCCAUGCUCCAGCCCUACAAGUUCUGCAUGGAGGAGAUCGAGUCGCUGCGCUACCGCUGCCGGGAUGCCAUGCGCUCGGUGACCAAGCAGGCGGUGAAGGAGGCGCGGCUGCGCGAGAUCAGGGACGAGCUGCUCAACUCCGAGAAGCUCAAGGUNUAUUUCGAGGACAACCCCCGGGACCUGCACGUGCUGCGCCAUGACAAGCCCCUGCACCCGGCCAUCGUGAAACCUCACCUGAGGAACGUGCCAGACUACCUGGUGCCCCCCAGCCUCCGGGGCAUUGCCAGGCCUGGCCCCAGGAAACGAAAGGGCCCCCGAGUGCUCCGAGGGCCCAGUGCCCACAGGGGGAAACCUGCUCCCCGUGGCACCAGGAACCCUCUGCAGAGCUUCAAGUUCUCCCGGCGUGGUGCCAAGGGCCGGGCUGUGCCCACCCCCUGACCCCCCUGUGCCC
Messenger RNA from Manacus vitellinus (golden-collared manakin), 1078 nucleotides. RefSeq names its product DEAD-box helicase 56 (gene DDX56). The coding region runs from base 10 to 1065 and encodes 351 amino acids. NCBI's taxonomy places the organism in Eukaryota, Metazoa, Chordata, Aves, Passeriformes, Pipridae. The record is from RefSeq and is a predicted model, not a curated record. The transcript has 11 exons. Gene Ontology annotation, molecular function: ATP binding; RNA helicase activity; nucleic acid binding.